Ceratotherium simum simum (southern white rhinoceros) is the source of this 3819-nucleotide messenger RNA. It is a transcript of the gene HELB, whose product is annotated as DNA helicase B. Gene Ontology annotation, molecular function: single-stranded DNA helicase activity. Gene Ontology annotation, biological process: negative regulation of double-strand break repair via homologous recombination. The record is from RefSeq and is a predicted model, not a curated record. NCBI's taxonomy places the organism in Eukaryota, Metazoa, Chordata, Mammalia, Perissodactyla, Rhinocerotidae.
AUGGCGGGGGCGCAUGGGCACUUGCGCGAGCUGCAGGGACCUCUGCUCCCACCCAAGGACCUGCUGGAGGAGGACGACGACUAUCUGAGGGACGAUGCGGAGGAGGAGGACGACCCCGGCUUCGUGGACGCCGAGGAGCUGUGCAGCGGGGGCGUGAGGGCGGCCGGCCUCCCGGGGCGCCUGCGCGUUGUAAUUUUGGAUGAAAACACUCGAGAGCGAUGUGAAGUGUUUGGACGUUUUCCAAUAACGGGUCCUUGGUGGCGAGUGAAGGUAGAAGUAAAGCGUGUGGGAUCGAGGUGCUAUCAAGUUCAAGGAUUUCCAUCUUACUUUUUACAAUCUGAUAUGUCCCCACCAGAUCAACAACAUAUCUGUUCCCUUUUUCUUAAAGAAUGUGAUGUCUCCGGUGAUAUUAUAACUAAGUUUUUAGCAUGGGUAAAUGAAGUAUCAAGCUAUGAAGACCUCAACUUUGAAAAUCUUAGGGAAACAUAUAGAACUUUCCACAAGGAAAUUGGAAGGAAUGGUGAAAAACAGUCUACACAGAAUGAACAGGAGGAGUCAUUACCAGAUUAUGAGAGGAGCCUCCCUCUGGAAAACUCAAUUCCAUUUAGAAAUGUAAUGACAGCUCUGCAGUUUCCAAAAAUAAUGGAAUUCCUUCCAGUUCUUCUGCCUCGACACUUUAAACAGCUUGUAAACUCAGGUUCUCAAGAGGUGUUGGAAAAGAUAGAAGAGAUUUUAAGUACACAUCCAUGGAAACUUGGAUUUAAUAGAAUAACCUGCAGAGAAUUGAAGCUUUUGCGAUGUGAAGCAAGCUGGGCGGCAUUUUGUCAGUGUGAGGCUCUUCUCCGGUUGAUGACUGAUUUGGAGAAGAAUGCCUUAAUAAUAUAUUCUGAACUGAAGCAGAUAUGUAGAGAGCACGGGCACACGUACGUGAAAGAAGCUGACUUGACUCGUCUGUUGUCAGACCGUAUGUCUGUUGAGGGUGCUUGGCAGUCUCUGCGGUUUCUGAAGGAUGUUGGUGUGGUGACCUAUGAGAAGGCCUGUGUCUUUCUUUACGACCUUUACCAGGCUGAGAGAGGCAUCGCCUCUUCCGUGUGUGACCUCAUGACCAGGCCUCCGUGGCGUCUACACGUUGAUAUCAAAAAGGUGCUUGCGUCCAUUCACACCACAGAACCUGAGGAUUCAGGAGGUGAUGAUAUGUUGAAUGAAGGUGAACCGGAUGAAGCAAGGUUAGAAAAUUCCGUGGACAACCGGAACACACAGGACAGCGGUGACCAUGUUUGGGAUAAUGGUGAAAAUGAAGUUAAUGCAGAAAUAAGUGAAGUUCAGCUGGAUCCGGAUCAGGUGGCUGCUUUGGAGAUGGUUUGCUCCAAUGCUGUGACGGUCAUCAGUGGGAAGGGUGGUUGUGGGAAGACCACAAUUGUCAGCCACCUGUUUAAGCACAUAGAGCUGUUGGAAGAAAGCGAAGUGAAAAAAGUGUGUGAAGAUUUUGAACAAGACCAGGAUGUCUCUGAAGAAUGGCCUACCUUUAUAGAGCAGAGUCCACUGAAGGCGGACAAGGCUAUAGAAGUUCUCCUUACAGCACCCACAGGGAGAGCAGCUGGCUUGCUGAGACAGAGAACUGGUUUUAACGCUUAUACACUACAUCAGGUCAAUUAUAGCUUCUAUUUAUGGAAGACAAAAAUGGCGGAAAGGCCAUGGAAAUUUUCUUCGGUUAAAGUUCUGGUUGUGGAUGAAGGGAGUUUGGUAUCUGUGGGAAUCUUCAAAUCGGUUCUAAAAUUAUUGUGUGAGCACUCCAAACUUUCUAAGCUUAUUAUCCUUGGUGAUAUUAGGCAGUUACCCAGCAUUGAACCUGGUAACUUGCUGACAGAUCUUUUUGAGACUCUUAAGCCAAGAAAUUGUGCUAUUGAACUAAAGACAAACCAUAGAGCGGAAUCUGAGCUCAUUGUGGACAAUGCUACAAGAAUCUCAAGACGCCAGUUUCCGAAAUUUGAUGCAGAGCUGAAUAUCUCUGAUAGUGCAAUAUUCCCUGUCUCAAUACAAGAUAAAACAUUUAUUUUUGUCAGACUCCCAGAAGAAGAUGCCAGUCCUGAAUUAUCAAAAAAUGAUCAUCAAUCUCAUUUAUAUUCUGCGGUUAGAACUUUACUCCAAGAAGAUGACCUACGAGAUGCACAAAAAUCACAAUUUAUUGCCUUUAGAAGGCAAGACUGUGAUGUCAUCAACGCCUGCUGUUGCAAGCACUAUACAGGCCGCAUCGGCAAAGACCAUCAGAAUAGACUUGUAUUUGGAGUUGGUGAUAAAAUUUGUUGUACCAGGAAUGCAUAUCUCUUGGACCUACUCCCUGGAAAUACCUCCAGCCGUCAGCAAGAUAAUGAAUUAGAGGCCAGUGGUGCAGACUUGGAUGGUACUCCUCCCGGUUUUGCUAAAAAUAAGCAUGACCUGGAAAGUGGUAUUCGACUCUGCAAUGGAGAAAUAUUUUUCAUAACGAAUGAUGUAACUGAUGUGACCUUUGGAAAGAGAAGAUUUGUGACCAUUAAUAAUAUGGCUGGCUUGGAAGUAACUGUGGAUUUUCGGAAACUAAUGCAAAAUUGUCACAUAAAACAUGCAUGGGCGAGAACUAUUCACACUUUUCAGGGCUCUGAGGAGAAGACAGUCGUCUACGUGGUCGGGAGGGCCGGCCGCCAGCACUGGCAGCACGUCUACACCGCAGUGACCAGGGGCCGCUGCAGAGUGUAUGUCAUUGCAGAAGAGUCUCAGCUGCGGAGCGCAAUUGGGAGAAGAAGCUUCCCCAGAAGAACUCGUUUAAAACAUUUUUUGCAAAACGACCUCUCCAUGAGCUGUGCAACUCCAGCAGAUUUUGCAUCCCCAUCCAAGAGCUCUGGAGACAAUGGAGGACCCAGUGGAGCACCCAGCACACCGCCGUCAGCCUCAUCUACAGCUGACACGGUGACCAGUGCCGUCCCCAGAAGCGAGGCCUCUGGGGCUGACGACAGGGCGUUCUCCUUCCCUGGAAGGUGUAAAUUAUCUUCACCUGAUGAAAUGGAUACAGCUGAAGAUCCAUCAAAAUCGAGAGGGUCCAAAAGAUCCUGUGCCAUGAAUGACACUGGAAGUCCAAACAAACUUCUCAUGGUGCAAGAAUCUCCACAAGUGGCUUCCAGACUUCAGACUUUGAAACUAAAUAGUUUAACCCCCAGGCAACUUUUCAAACCCAGAGAUAAUCAAGAAGCUUAAUUUUCUUUCAGACUGUUCAAAAUAAUUGUCUUUUUUUUUUUCCGUUCAACACAAAAUGAACAUCAUAGCUUCAAAGUAUCAAGAUAAAUGAACAUGUCUAUAACUGGAGUUUUAUUUUAGGAUGUUUGUUAGUAGAUGUUUUAAAUUCAUUUGAUCAACGAAAACUUUAAUGAUUUGAACAUCUGUCAUCAUGAGAACUGGUAGCAUUGGACAUAAAUGAGGGAAAAAGAUGUUAUAUGUUUUUCUUAAAAAAAAAACUACUUUAAAAAGUGUUUUAUUUUUAGGAUAAUGCCUUAUUAACUUCUGUGAUCAUUGUGGAUGAUCUUUGCCAGUGGGUGGAAGCAAUGGUAAAGAUAAGCUGUAAUUGCGUCUCUCAUACGAUUGACACACAUUCCAGGACGUUGUGUCUUAUGCAAAGUGGUCAUCUCACAAGGCUGCCCCUCGCUCCAUCACUGCUGCCUGGACCCACCUCACCUUGGACUUUUCCUGGAAAUUCCUUCUGAGUUGCGAGAACAUUGUUUUUGUUUUCUUAAUUUGAGAUAUAAAUGACAUAUAACAUUGUGUAAGGUUAACAUGUACAAUGUGUUGAUU